Hypoxylon trugodes is the source of this 1601-nucleotide messenger RNA. Its product is annotated as mitochondrial peroxiredoxin PRX1. Lineage: Eukaryota; Fungi; Ascomycota; Sordariomycetes; Xylariales; Hypoxylaceae. Gene Ontology annotation, cellular component: mitochondrion; cytosol. Gene Ontology annotation, molecular function: peroxiredoxin activity. Bases 466 to 1152 code for a protein of 228 amino acids. The record is from RefSeq and is a predicted model, not a curated record. Gene Ontology annotation, biological process: cellular response to oxidative stress; cell redox homeostasis; cellular oxidant detoxification. The transcript is spliced from 3 exons.
UGUUUAUGAAAAAAACAUAAGAUGACCGAUGAAUUGCGACAUUGACGAAAACAGUUUGAUAAUACCUAUUUAGGACUUGAUAUUCAUAAAUACAUGCGAUUAUUGGUCAAGUGCUAAUCUGAGCUAGGCAAUCUAUGUGAUCCAUGUGUAUCUAUCACCUUCGCAUCAUCCACCUUGUCCCACAUUAGCCGUGUGUGAGAACAGUAAGUAAAACAUACCUAGUCGAACCCGUGCGAACGGAUGACAUAUUCGAGCUAAGAAACGAAUACCUAGGUAGGUAAGGUUAAGCUACCUAAAGGUAUAUUUAAUACUUGACGUCGUGCACCUACCCGGCCUUGACCGGACUUCUUCCCUCCUUUCUAUCUUCCUUCUCGUCUUCUUUUUUGUGGUUCGUGAUACCCUCCUCUUUCUUCCCAUACCAAGUACUUCUCACCAAGUCUUCGUACUACCUUCAUAUUAAUUACAAUGGCUGACUCUCGAGCUGCACCCCUUCGUCUGGGUUCCAUCGCCCCCAACUUCCAAGCCGAGACCACUAAAGGUCCUAUUGACUUCCACGAGUUUGUCGGCGAUGGCUGGGUUGUCUUCUUCUCUCACCCCGAAGAUUUCACUCCUGUCUGCACCACUGAGCUCGGCGCUUUCGCCAAGCUUGAGCCCGAAUUCACCAAGCGAGGUACUAAGCUGAUUGGUCUAUCCGCCAACACUCGUGGUAGCCAUGAGAGCUGGAUUAAGGAUAUCGACGAGGUCACUGGUGGCCACGUUGCUUUCCCUAUUAUUGCCGAUAAGGAGCGCAAGGUUGCCUACCUCUACGACAUGAUCGACUACCAAGACACCACCAACGUCGACGAGAAGGGUAUUGCCUUCACCAUCCGAUCCGUCUUCAUCAUCGACCCCAAGAAGACCAUCCGAACCAUCCUCUCAUACCCCGCUUCUACCGGCCGAAACUCGGCCGAGGUUCUACGCAUUGUCGACUCCCUUCAGGCCGGAGACAAGCACAAGAUCACCACCCCGAUCAACUGGGUCCCCGGUGAUGAUGUUAUCGUCCACCCCAGCGUCAAGUCCGAACAGGCUAAGGAGCUAUUCCCCGAGUUCCGCACUGUCAAGCCCUACCUUCGAUUCACUCCUCUGCCUAAGGAGAAGGCUACUGUCUCGUAGAUGGUUAGACCCCUGGAAGGGAAUAGUUUUGGCUUAAUAUGAGGAUGGAUUCUAUAUGAUGCGCCCUCACAACGUUCAUCUAAUUUGAUGUGUUGUAAAAGGUCGUGUUAAAGAAGUGUCUUUUUUUCCGCAACUCUUCACGUUGGGAGUACGGCGGCCGCGACGAAAUACUAUUAAUUAAUUAAGAAAAAAAAUUUAAAGACUUCUCCUAUCCUUGUUUUAGUUUCGCCUUAAGUCAAAAUCUGUUCAUGUCGUGGCAGGCAAGUGUCGGCUAGUUUUCUGACUUGUUGCCUUGGCUAAGCUUGGCAUUGUUGUAGAAGCUUAUGAUUUUCAGAUAAGUCAACUAUUAUAGAACCGACGAUAUAUCCCAUUGAGUGAAUGAUUUGCGCCGGGACCCGUUCAUUAUUAAUUAUGAUAAGAAUAUAAUGGAUUGGUUAUUUGGUUACCCC